Yamadazyma jaroonii is the source of this 399-nucleotide messenger RNA. Lineage: Eukaryota; Fungi; Ascomycota; Pichiomycetes; Serinales; Debaryomycetaceae. The record is from the annotation of a GenBank genome assembly.
AUGAAUUGUGUUGAACAAAUAACCGCCGUCGAAAGAUUUGAAACUUUUGACGAUUACAGUAUUCCCUUUGAAGAAUGUGUGAUGGAGGUAUUCAGAUUAUUGUUCAAGAAUAAGCUGAAACUUAGAGAAUUUCUAAAAGGGAAAACAUUCCUUGGUGACAGGUUUACUAAAAGAAUCAAUCGUUUGUUUGAAAAUUUCAGAAGAGCUGCAGAAGGGACCGACCUUUUAGACGAGUUCCAAGAGAAUAUCGAUAUUAUGCUUGCUUUUAUUCUGGGAAAUUUAACUAUGAGAAAAAGUACCGGUCCAGCUAAUCAGCCAAUUAUACUCUUUGAGAUGGAACGGGAAGGUGACUUAGAAAGUUGGUAUUCACCCUUCUGGGAAAUAGAAGAAGACGAUUGA